AUGAACAGCUCGGGUGCCUACGCCCGGAGGGGAAAGUCCUUUCAGAAUUCCAACGCGUCGUGGCUGAACAAAAAGGUCACUCCCUUCCUGCAGCUGCUGCCUCGGUUGACGUCUGUCCAUCCAAUCCCAGUGGUAACCUUUGUGGCCCUCCUGGCGAGCUUUACCUACAUUGUCCUUCUCGAAGACACCCUGAGCAGCGGUGCUGAUGGAUUUGCUGUCAACAGCACGCAGACAGACUGGUCGUCCCUGACACGAGGAAGUCUGCGGCUCCAGGCGGCUCCAGACUCGAAUUGGACGUGGCGUGGCGACGAUUCCGAGCUUCCCUCUCCUGAAAUCAAUCAUCUUGCACUCCUAACCCUCGAUUUCUCUGGUUCCGUUCCUGCGAAUGCGGCAUCCAUCUCCGACAUCCAGAGGGAAAUCGCCGCCUCCGUGACGCCACUACUACCCAGCUCCCAUUCAUCCAUCAUCGACGCGCAGGACACGACGCUGUCUUUCUCUGUUCCGUACCACCAAGCGCCCGGGCUUCUCGCCGCUCUAUGGGAGAUACGAACUGGCAGAAAUAAAAUCACGGGCACAGGAAAUGGCGGGCUUGGGGAGAAAACUUGGGCCAUGAGUGUCGCGGGGUCACAUAACCAGGGCACCGGCCGCAGCACCACUCGCGUCAGUGUUACGGAAUGGGUUCACAACGCUUAUUACGAGUUCAUGGACAUCCUUAAGUCCACCCAGGCCCUCGAUAUUGUUUUCAUGGCUCUCGGGUACAUAUCAAUGAUCCUGACGUUCGCAUCCCUCUUUCUUUCAAUGAGGAGCCUGGGUUCCAAAUGGUCGAUAGCUGCAAGCGUUUUGAUCUCGUCGUUUUUCGCCUUCCUUUUCGGCCUCCUUGUCACCACCAAACUCUUCAACACUCCAAUCACCGUGCGUCUCCUCUCCGAAGGCCUGCCAUUUCUCGUCGUUCUCGUCGGCUUUGAGAAAAACAUCCUGCUCACGCAGUCCGUCCUAUCGCACGCAAUCGAGCAUAAACAGUCUAGAGGACCUUCAAACGAGGCCCAAUAUGCUAUCGAGACUUCCAUAAAAGAGAGAGGGUUCCAGAUCGUACGGGACUACGCUCUAGAAAUCCUAGUGCUGACUGCGGGCGCGUUUUCCAACAUCCAGGGGGGCCUCCAGGAGUUUUGUUUCCUCGCAGGGUGGAUUCUGUGCUUUGACUGCAUUCUUCUCUUCCUCUUCUAUGCUCCGAUUCUCUGCAUCAAGCUGGAAAUAAACCGCAUCAAGCGCCACAUCGACAUCCGAAGUGCUCUCGAGGAUGAUGGAAUCAGUCACCGAGUCGCCGAGAAUGUUGCGCGCAGCAGCGACCCAGGAGCCUUUACCAUCUUUGGACGACAAAUCAGCAGCAUACGAAAUAUUCCCAAUCUCAAGAUUCUCUUGGCAGGAUGUUUUGUACUGGUCAACCUUGCCAACCUGGCUUACAUGGCAUCCAUUGAUGGCACAAGCUCCCUGUUAACCAGCUUGCCUCUGUGGUCCCAUAGUCUGGGCAGCAGCGUCAGCACACACCUAUCUGUUGAUCCUUUCAAGGUUGCUCCUAAUGGGUUAGAUUUCCUCCUGAACGCAGCGAAGUUGAGCGACCAGGGGUUGGCCGUCACUGUGCUGAGGCCUAUAAAGUACGAACUGACGUACAAUUUUGAUCAACCCGGCUCCGGUCAGCCUGGCGCCAAUCUCAGCGGCGUUGAUCUUCACAAUGCUGGCAGAAUCGUGGCCGGUAGUCUACUCAGCAGCCUUGAGGAUCCUGUACUUCACAAGUGGAUUAUAGGCGCGCUCUCCCUCAGUAUCGCUUUCAACGUCUACCUCUUCAACGCUGCAAGAUGGGGCAUCAAGGACGACCCAAUUGCGGACAAUGAGACCUCUCUCGAUGAUGUUGCCCCUCGAGCUGAAAAAACAAGAUCCAGCGAUGAUUUUGCAUCAGCUCUCACUCCUACUGAAACGGAAGACGAAUCGGAGUUGCCCAUGGAGCCUGCAGAGUCCAGUGCUGCAGGGCAAGCACUGCUUACAGCUCCCAAUGAGAAUAUGCAGGCAACGCAACGCACGGAAAAGGAAAUGGUUGAUAUGCAUCGGGCCAAGCGUACACACGAGCUUAGCGAUGACGAGGUCGCGGCGCUGUCGCUGCAGGGGAUGAUCCCGGGCUACGCCCUGGAGAAGACUCUGAACUUCGAUUUCCGCCGCGCAGUCAAAGUCCGCCGAAACAUUAUUUCCCAGACCAAGGUAGCCGCAAACCUCACCUACCUGCUCGAGCAAUCGAAGCUUCCUUACAAAGACUAUGACUGGUCUCAGGUGUUCGGCGCCUGCUGCGAGAAUGUCAUCGGCUACAUGCCGAUACCCCUCGGCGUCGCUGGGCCUCUCAUAAUUGACGGGAAGAGCUACUUCAUCCCCAUGGCGACCACCGAAGGCGUCCUUGUUGCCAGUGCCAGCCGCGGCGCUAAAGCCAUCAAUGCAGGCGGCGGUGCCGUGACGGUGUUGACCUCUGAUGGCAUGACGCGUGGACCAUGUGUGGGCUUCAAAUCUCUCGAGCGUGCCGGUUCAGCGAAAUCUUGGCUCGACUCUGAAGACGGCCAAACGACAAUGAAGAAGGCAUUCAACUCGACGAGUCGGUUUGCCCGCCUCCAGGAGAUGGACUCGGUACUUGCGGGCACAAAUCUCUUUAUUCGCUUCAAAGCAUCAACGGCCGAUGCUAUGGGCAUGAACAUGAUUUCAAAGGGUGUUGAGAAGGCACUCUCUGUGAUGAAGGACACGGCUUUUGAGGAUAUGGAUAUUGUGACGCUUACGGGUAACUACUGCACAGAUAAAAAGGCAUCGGCGAUAAAUUGGAUCCGGGGCCGGGGGAAGAGUGUCGUGGCGGAGGCGGUCAUUCCCAGCGGUGUUAUCAAGGCCGUCCUCAAGACGGAUAUUGACUCAUUGGUAGAUGUUUUUGUCAACAAGAACAUGAUCGGAUCCGCCAUGGCAGGUUCUAUCGGAGGCUUUAACGCACAGGCGGCGAACAUUGUUGCUGCCAUUUUUAUUGCGACGGGCCAAGACCCAGCACAGGUGGUGGAGAGUGCAAACUGCAUUACCAUUAUGAAGAGGUAUUUUGUUUUCAGGUUCAUUUAUCUAGUGGUGGAUCGCCUGUAUACUGACUCGAAUGGACAGAAUGGGCGACUGUCUGCAUAUCUCUGUGUCGAUGCCUUCAAUCGAAGUAGGAACCCUUGGAGGGGGUACAAGUAUUCAUACAAAUAUGACAAUAUCUCUCCCCUACUCUAUUUUAUUUUUAUUUUUGACUGCAAGAGCUCUAACUUUUGUUCCAAUCCAGUCUUAGAGUCCCAGGGUGCCGUCCUCGACCUUCUCGGCGUCCGCGGCCCGCACCACACUCAACCGGGAGCGAAUGCUCGUCACCUGGCUCGCAUCAUCGCCGCAGCCACGCUGGCGGGUGAGUUGUCUCUAUGCAGCGCCUUGGCAGCCGGCCACCUCGUGAGGGCCCAUAUGCAGCACAACCGUUCUGCCGCUCCCACGAGAACAAACACCCCAGCUCCGGCGUCUGGUCUGACCCCCCGAGGCUGA
Colletotrichum spaethianum is the source of this 3579-nucleotide messenger RNA. Its product is annotated as 3-hydroxy-3-methylglutaryl-coenzyme A reductase. Gene Ontology annotation, biological process: coenzyme A metabolic process; ergosterol biosynthetic process; isoprenoid biosynthetic process. The record is from RefSeq and is a predicted model, not a curated record. Gene Ontology annotation, molecular function: protein binding; hydroxymethylglutaryl-CoA reductase (NADPH) activity. Gene Ontology annotation, cellular component: peroxisomal membrane; endoplasmic reticulum membrane. Bases 1 to 3579 code for a protein of 1192 amino acids. Lineage: Eukaryota; Fungi; Ascomycota; Sordariomycetes; Glomerellales; Glomerellaceae. The transcript is spliced from 3 exons.